GUCCCAUUUUGAGGUCAUGUCUUGGAAUUUUAGGUGCUCACUUCUUAAAUGGUAGAUUAUGAUGUUAGGAACAAUGUUUUCUUAGACAAGAAAAAAUAAUAAAAUACUUUUUCGCACCCCCUAAUCGAUUUACUGAAAAAAGUCACUUUUUUUUAACUUUUUUUUGAAAUAGGCUUGUAAUUGUUAUUUAACUUAAGUAAAUUAGGAUCGCUUUAUCUUAGGAUGAUAGGUAAGAGUCUAAGGUACAAGAUGUACUAUCCAAAUAUGACCAAAUUCAAUGUUUUUCCGAAGUUUCAGGAGGUUUUGUGUCGAAAAAAUUGCAUUUUUUCAAUUUUUUUUUCAAAAAAGCUCAUUUAAUUUUGGGUAAACGAUUUUUGCCAGUAAUCAAAGUAUAUGGAGCUUGUAGAGAAUUUUCUCACGAACAUUUUUCUCUAAGAGACUUUUGACUUUCGUCACUCCUGAGCCGAGAUAUUCAAGUUUUAUUGAGAAAAGAAAAUCCAAUUUUCAAAAAACCCUCAAUUUAAUUAUUCAUGGCUUACUGAUUGCUCUAAAAACUGCAUGCUAAAGACUUAGAGGUUAAGUAAGACUUUCUUUAUGUAAUUUUGGCUUCUAAUUCUUAUUCUGGAGUCAGAUUCCAUGUAGAUACUAGUGGUUCUGAGUUAAACACGAUUGAAAAAGACAGCUGUAAAGUAGGAAUUAUAAUUAAUAUCUGCAGUCUUUUUUGACAAAGGGGGCUAUGUUUUAAGGAACUUAAAAAUGAUGUUGGGAGAAUGCAUAUUUCGACAAUCAAAGUAAGCUAUGCUAAAAGGAAUCAAAACAUUCUGUUGUGUUGUGUUUGAACACGUGUAAGCUGUGUUUUGAGUUCGUUACAUUUCUUCAAGUUACUCAUCAUUGCUCAAACUCAGUUUUGAUUAAUUUUCGAUACAGUUUGUUGAAUCUUGUUUCAAUAGGUAAGUUUUUGUGAUUAAAAAAUCAUCAUAAUAUUUUUUUAUACUUGUCUAUUGAUUAUAGUAACUAUGCCUAAAACUAAGCCGCUAAAACGAGAAUGUAAGAAAGAUUCGAAGGAGCCAGAUUACUUCAUUGGACAUCCCCGCCGAAAGCUCGCACGUGAUCACUUGCCUUCAAAGCGAGAGGUUUUGUCGUAUCUGAGGUUUUUGAGAAACGAUGCAUUGAGGCAAUUCACUUGUUGCAUUGGCGAAGUAUCCAACACCGUACGAUCUUUUUGGGAAACUAACGGUUUCCCAUCCAUACUGUUACGGAAUGUAUCGCGUAAAGUGAAGUCUCUUCAGCAGCAACUAGACGCCGCACGUAAGCACAAAUCAUCUGCGAAGUCUCAGCGCUUUAAGGAUAGCCUCGAUGAGCUAUUCGACAUCUCUCAUGCUGAAAUUGAUGAUCAAAUCGCCAACGAUCCUCAGCGUUCUGCAUUCUGGAAGAAGCAACAAUGUGCUGGAGAACCACUUUUGUUCGGCAAACUGAUCGACAAGGCGACGCAUGAUGCAGAACAACCAAAAGAAAACCCAGCAGAACAACCCGACGAGAUCCCGCCAACCAUUGAGUCUACAGUUGAGCCGACCAUUGACGAUUGCGAAGGAAGUGAAAAAGGUAAUGAUUCAGAUUUUGCGCUGCAAGCCUCUCCAGCUCUGGCAAGGAAGAAAGCGAAACGGAUUGCCGUCCUGAAUAGUGUAGUGGUUGAAAAUCUGGACAGAGAAAAAGUUUCCAACCGCGGUGCUGUUGGGCUGGUCGCAUCUGUGGCAUCAGCUUUGGGACAAGAUGUGAAAAAUCUCUCUUUGAGCAAGAGUACUAGCUGUCGUAGACGAAAGCAGGCGCGCUCCCAGAUUCUGGAUUCGGUUAAGGCGUCCUAUGACAGGAAUAAGGCGCUCACCGUCCAUUUUGACGGGAAACAGCUUUUGCAGAAUCGAUCCAAACGGGAAAAGAUUGCAGUGGUUGUGACUGGCAAUGGAAUUCCGGAGCAAAUACUGGCCGCAGAGUUCAUCGAGGAUGGCACCGGCCGAACGAUUGCUGAGUUUGUGUACAAAUGUUUGCAAGAUUGGGAUCUAACCGGUACAAUCAAGGUAAAAAGUUAUGACACCGCUAAAGUUAACUCCGGAAUACGAAACGGUGCCGCUGCGAUCCUGGACAAGCUUUUGGGGAGAAAGCUUCUCGAUUUUCCGUGUCGCCACCAUAUCUACGAACUGAUUUUAUCGUGUGCAUUCAGAGUGUGUUUCCCGGGCAAGACAACUGCACCUGACGAAGUUUUGUUUAAACCAUUCCGCGAUCAAUGGCAUUAUUUGGAUCAUACUGAGUACGAGCCCUAUGAAGGAGAUGCGAUAACGGCAGAUGACAAGCAGAGACUUCAAUCUAUUUUUGAAGAAUUGUUGCAGAAGAACUACAUUCGCCGAGAUUACGAAGAACUCCUUCAGUUGGGCUUGAUGUGUGUAUCUGAUGAGUGUAAUUAUUCGUUCCGGAUUCCAGGGGCUACUCACCACGCGAGGUGGAUGAGCAAAGCUAUAUAUUGCUUGAAGAUGUACUUGCUGCGCGGACAAUAUCCCGGCGAAGAUGGCUUCCCGGAACAGCUGAAGAGAUUCGUUACAUUCAUCUUGAAGGUCUACCUUGAAGGUUGGUACAAAGCACCGCUGGCGACGUCUGCACCAAGAAAUGAUUUGGAAUUUCUGGAAAAACUGGACAACUACCCUGAUCGUGAAAUUGGAGAAGCAACGUACGCAAAAAUGGUAACACAUUUGUGGUACCUAUCGGACAUUAAUAUUGGAUUGGCGUUUUUCGACCCGAAGGUCUCAGAUGAAACCAAAAAAGAAAUGUUUUCUCGACUGACGAUCAAGCGUGACCGGCGGGAUUCUCAUAAACUGGUUAAGUUUGGAAAGAUUUACAACGUAGCAGAAUACGUUUCGCAGAAUACCCUUGAUUUCUUCAACAUCUUGCGGAUAUCAACAAGCUUUCUAUUCUUGGAUCCUGCAUCGUGGCCUACAAACGAGCACUUCAUCGAGGGGCAACAACUGUGUGAGUCUCUCAGCGUGAUCAAUGACUGCGCAGAGAGAGCAAUAUCGAUCUGCAGUACUUAUAAUAACGUUGGACCCAAAAGUGAUUGCGAAAAAUCCGAACUAAUUAUCGCGGUCGCCAAAAAUCGAAGAGAACAAAAUAACUCGUCCAAGAAGAGUGUUGGCGAUUACGUCGCUCAGCAGAACGAAACUCAGUAACGUAUAGUUUUUAGUUUCAAAUAAACAUAAAAAUCGUGAAAUUUCGUAGUUUCUAUUCAAAAACAAAGCUCAUAAUUUUAUGGAUAAGUAUAUGUGUUAUCAAGUUUUUCUAAUAAAUUUUCUUUCGCUUAUUUUAUUAUAUAUUUUUUUCAAUCGUGUUUAACUCAGAACCACUAGUAUCUACAUGGAAUCUGACUCCAGAAUAAGAAUUAGAAGCCAAAAUUACAUAAAGAAAGUCUUACUUAACCUCUAAGUCUUUAGCAUGCAGUUUUUAGAGCAAUCAGUAAGCCAUGAAUAAUUAAAUUGAGGGUUUUUUGAAAAUUGGAUUUUCUUUUCUCAAUAAAACUUGAAUAUCUCGGCUCAGGAGUGACGAAAGUCAAAAGUCUCUUAGAGAAAAAUGUUCGUGAGAAAAUUCUCUACAAGCUCCAUAUACUUUGAUUACUGGCAAAAAUCGUUUACCCAAAAUUAAAUGAGCUUUUUUGAAAAAAAAAUUGAAAAAAUGCAAUUUUUUCGACACAAAACCUCCUGAAACUUCGGAAAAACAUUGAAUUUGGUCAUAUUUGGAUAGUACAUCUUGUACCUUAGACUCUUACCUAUCAUCCUAAGAUAAAGCGAUCCUAAUUUACUUAAGUUAAAUAACAAUUACAAGCCUAUUUCAAAAAAAAGUUAAAAAAAGUGACUUUUUUCAGUAAAUCGAUUAGGGGGUGCGAAAAAGUAUUUUAUUAUUUUUUCUUGUCUAAGAAAACAUUGUUCCUAACAUCAUAAUCUACCAUUUAAGAAGUGAGCACCUAAAAUUCCAAGACAUGACCUCAAAAUGGG
This is a messenger RNA of Culex pipiens pallens (northern house mosquito), 4031 nucleotides long. RefSeq lists its product as uncharacterized. NCBI's taxonomy places the organism in Eukaryota, Metazoa, Arthropoda, Insecta, Diptera, Culicidae. Bases 1017 to 3212 code for a protein of 731 amino acids. The transcript has 2 exons. The record is from RefSeq and is a predicted model, not a curated record.